GCCCCAGACAUUCUCAAGGCCCAGACAGUGAGGUCACAGGCUUUCUUCCUCUAGAAAUUUGUCCUCUCUUCUUUACCUCUUUCUAAAGAGAGAUCUGGAGCUGGGGUCCAAUCCGCGCAAAGUAGAUUAUGCUCUCUGUUUCACUGGCAGUAAAAAGAGGUACCGUAGCAGCAGUGUAGGAGGGUGUUUUAAGGCUUAAACAAGGUAUGGUAUGCAAAAUGCCUGGCUGGGAGACAGCGGUGAGAGUCCAACACACGCUGCGUCCUUUUAUAUCACCUGGUAACCUGGACCUUGUACAGCAAACUAGAUUGUUAUUUCAUUCAACUUGGAGAGGUAUAGGUAUGAAAUAGGCACGAGAUAACAGUGAGUCAUAAUGGCAGGGCUUACACCCAGGUACCCCGGCUGUCCUGCGGGCCCAGCCAUGCAGCAUCCAGGUGACGCGCUCAGGCGUCUGAGUUCAGAACCCAGAAUGGUUCCGGACCGCACCUGCUACAGGGAGAACAUGACAAGUCAGGACUGUUCUGGGGCCCCUGCAGCCGGCUGGGCCACCGAGGGCCACUCCCACAAAGUCCCCUAGCCUGUUUCUUCCUGUGUAAAAUGCGGCUUCGAUGCUUGUCCGUCCGUACGACUGUUUUUUCAUUUUCCGCACACUUUGCAAUGUGGCCACAUAUUCUCUUUCUAAGCCUCGUUAUAGUAGUCAGAUUCACUGCAGUAGACGCAGCGGUCCGACCGGUCUGCCGAGACUGAGUACCCACUCUUGCUGGGGUCCCAAGGAGCUGCCGCCGCUGCUCCGGGCAGUCUGAGUUGUGAAAGUCACUUCACAACAGCCGGGUGGGACUCUACUCCCGCAGAACGUAAGAGCCAAGGCCCCGCCCACCGCCCACCGCCUAGCGCAGGGGCGGGGCCAUGUCUGGGGGCGUAACCAGUAGGGUGGGCGGGGCCAGCUAGAGAAGGCGGAAGCUUACUGUCUCCGGGCGGCGGCAGAACCAGGAGUCCAGAUUUCUACGUUCUCCGGAGCGGGGCGCCGGGAGACGGCGUGUGGCAAAACCCGGCGCCCGGAAGCCCUUGCUUUCUUUGACGCAAAGGCUCGGGACGAAGCAGCCGCCGUCUGCCCAGCGCCGGGCUAGGAGCGACCCCAGACGGAGCCUCCGAAGUCCCUCCGCCCCACAGCCUCGGCCGUCCCCGCCGCCGUCCUCGUGGCCAUGGAGUGUCCGCACCUCAGCUCCAGCGUCUGCAUCGCCCCGGACUCAGCCAAGUUCCCCAACGGCUCCCCGUCGUCCUGGUGCUGCAGCGUGUGCAGGUCCAACAAAAGCCCCUGGGUCUGUUUGACUUGUUCAAGUGUCCACUGUGGAAGGUAUGUGAACGGCCAUGCAAAAAAACAUUAUGAAGAUGCACAGAUCCCCUUACCCAACCAUAAGAGAUCCGAAAAGCAAGAGAAAGCUCAGCAUACAGUAUGUAUGGAUUGCAGUAGCUACAGCACAUACUGUUAUCGUUGUGACGAUUUUGUGGUCAAUGACACCAAGCUGGGCCUGGUGCAGAAAGUGCGAGAACACUUACAGAACUUGGAAAACUCAGCUUUUACAGCUGACAGGCAUAGAAAAAGAAAAUUAUUGGAAAACUCAUCACUAAACAGCAAGUUAUUAAAAGUAAAUGGAAGUACGACUGCCAUUUGUGCCACAGGCCUUCGGAAUUUGGGCAACACGUGUUUCAUGAAUGCUAUCCUUCAGUCGCUCAGUAACAUUGAGCAGUUUUGCUGUUAUUUCAAAGAACUGCCUGCAGUGGAGUUGAGGAAUGGAAAAACAGCAGGAAGGAGGACAUACCACACCAGGAGUCAAGGGGACAGCAACGUGUCUCUGGUAGAAGAGUUUAGGAAGACACUGUGUGCUUUAUGGCAAGGCAGCCAGACUGCUUUCAGUCCCGAGUCGUUGUUUUAUGUUGUCUGGAAGAUCAUGCCUAACUUCAGGGGUUAUCAGCAGCAAGAUGCCCACGAAUUCAUGCGCUACCUUUUGGAUCACCUACACUUGGAACUUCAGGGUGGCUUCAAUGGUGUUUCCAGAUCAGCAAUUCUACAGGAGAAUUCUACUCUGUCUGCAAAUAACAAAUGCUGCAUAAAUGGAGCAUCAACUGUUGUCACAGCAAUAUUCGGAGGAAUUCUCCAGAAUGAGGUCAACUGCCUCAUCUGUGGGACAGAGUCGAGGAAGUUUGAUCCAUUCCUAGAUCUCUCUUUAGAUAUUCCAAGUCAGUUCAGAAGCAAGCGCUCUAAGAACCAGGAAAGCGGGCCAGUUUGCUCAUUACGAGAUUGUCUCCGAAGCUUCACCGACCUGGAGGAACUCGAUGAGACAGAGUUGUAUAUGUGCCACAAGUGCAAAAAGAAACAAAAGUCCACAAAAAAGUUUUGGAUUCAAAAACUUCCCAAGGUGCUGUGCUUGCACUUGAAAAGGUUUCACUGGACAGCGUAUUUAAGAAACAAAGUUGACACGUACGUAGAAUUCCCGCUGAGAGGCCUGGACAUGAAGUGCUACCUACUAGAGCCAGAGAACAGCGGCCCCGAGAGUUGCCUGUAUGACCUCGCUGCUGUGGUGGUGCACCAUGGCUCUGGGGUCGGUUCUGGACAUUACACAGCAUAUGCAGCUCAUGAAGGCCGCUGGUUCCACUUCAACGACAGUACUGUAACAGUGACUGAUGAGGACACCGUUGGGAAGGCAAAGGCCUACAUUCUGUUCUAUGUGGAGCGUCAGGCCAGAGCUGGAUCAGAUAAACUUUAAUACCUCCUCUGACCACAAUUCAACUUUACCGGACAAACAUUUCCAACUUUCCAUAAAUACUUGAUCCAAGAGUUAAUUUCGUUAUGCACUUUUCAAUUUCCAGUUUGGGGUUUAGUUUGGUUGAUGGUAGUGACUUACUCAGUAUGGGCACCACCUAAUUUUUGUUGUUGUCACCAGAAAACCUCAGCAGGCAUUUGGAUUGGCUGCUUUAGUUGUAAUAACUCGAGUUUUAUAUGUAGUUUCCAGGACUUAGUUCUGUUUGACUUUUUAUAUUAAUGUUUUCAGUUGUCACCAAGGCACAUGCUGAGAGCCACCCUACCUGCUGCCUUUCAUAGUGGCCGGCCAGGUCAGGGACUCCAGUGAGGAUUGUGUGCGCAGGACCUGUGGCCCACUGGUCUCACAGUGCCUGCUCAGGAAUUCCUUCUGACUGUAGGUGGUAGCUGAAGGUCAGUAGACCAGGCCAUUGCCACUGCCUGUGUCUCUGGGCUUCUGUUUCUCAGCGUUAAAUAAAUCUGUCAGUUCUGUCGCA
Peromyscus leucopus (white-footed mouse) is the source of this 3294-nucleotide messenger RNA. RefSeq names its product ubiquitin specific peptidase 3 (gene Usp3). The record is from RefSeq and is a predicted model, not a curated record. Gene Ontology annotation, molecular function: zinc ion binding; cysteine-type deubiquitinase activity. The transcript has 15 exons. NCBI's taxonomy places the organism in Eukaryota, Metazoa, Chordata, Mammalia, Rodentia, Cricetidae. Gene Ontology annotation, biological process: protein deubiquitination. Gene Ontology annotation, cellular component: cytoplasm. Bases 1203 to 2765 code for a protein of 520 amino acids.